CAACUGGGCGCCCUCAAAAAGCGGGACCCUUGGUGCAGGAGCCUCCUAUUCUCCUUGCUCCUGCAGGAUGGCAUUCCUCAAGUAUCUGCGCUCCGCGAAGGACGGGCUGAUCCUCGUCUGUGCUCCGUUACUCCUUCUCCCGCUGCCUCUGGUGAUCGGGACGCCGGAGGCAGAAUGUGGCUAUGUGAUCAUCUUGAUGGCGGUGUACUGGUGCACAGAGGUGCUACCAUUGGCUGUAACCGCUCUUCUCCCAACUCUCCUUUUCCCCUUUUUUGGCAUCAUGCAAUCCAAAGACGUGUGCAUGCAGUACCUGAAGGACACAAACCUGUUGUUUGUGGGGGGGCUGUUGGUGGCAGUUGCCGUGGAGCACUGGAAUCUACACAAGCGCAUCGCCCUGAGGGUGCUGCUCGUUGUCGGUGUGCGUCCGGCGCUAUUGAUGCUGGGAUUCAUGGGAGUUACAGCCUUCCUGUCCAUGUGGAUCAGCAACACAGCCACCACGGCCAUGAUGGUGCCGAUCGUCCAAGCAGUGCUGAGUCAGCUCAACACCAGCGAGGCAGAAAUACCUCAGAUCCUCAGCUCGGAGGAGCAGGACCAGACGUCAGAGAGUGACAGCAAACAGCCUCAGACAGAGAAACAGAGCGACGGACAAGGCCCAGUGGUGGUGACUUUCUUGGAUGCCACAGUGGAGGCUGCCAAGCAUCAAGAGGCAGCAGAAAGGCUGAAGAUGUGUAAAGGGAUGACCCUUUGUGUUUGCUACGCUGCCAGCAUCGGAGGCACCGCCACACUGACGGGAACUGGUCCCAAUCUGGUUCUCAAAGGCCAGAUGAAUCAACUGUUUCCUGAAAACGGAGACGUGAUUAACUUUGCCUCCUGGUUUGGCUUUGCCUUCCCAAACAUGAUCCUCAUGCUCACGCUGGCCUGGCUUUGGCUGCAAUUUGUCUUCAUGGGAUUUAACUUUAAGAAGACGUGGGGCUGUGGAUCUGUGAAGACGGAGAAGGAUAUCGCUGCGUACAAUGUGAUCCGCGAGCAGCACCGCCUGCUGGGGCCCAUGUCCUUCGGGGAGAUCAGCGUCCUGGGACUCUUCACUCUGCUGGUGGUGUUGUGGUUCUCAAGGGAUCCCGGCUUUGUCGAUGGCUGGGCGACAGUACUCUUCAACUCCAAAGCAGAGUAUGUGACAGAUGCCACCGUGGCCAUCUUCGUCGCCGUCCUUCUCUUCGUCCUGCCGUCCAGACCGCCAAGUUUCUGUUCAAGGAAGACUCACAGCUUUGACACAGUUCCUCCUCCGACUCCUGGCCCCACUCCAGCUCUGCUCACCUGGAAAGUCGCUCAGAAGAAGUUACCGUGGGGCAUCGUGCUUCUUCUUGGUGGCGGCUUUGCUCUGGCCAAAGGCAGUGAAGUAUCAGGACUCUCAAAGUGGAUCGGCGAUCAAAUGACUCCCCUGCAAAGUAUACCUCCCUGGGCAAUUGCUAUCAUUCUGUGCCUACUGAUUGCUACCUUCACUGAGUGCACGAGUAAUGUGGCGACGGCGACGCUCUUCCUACCUGUCUUAGCCUCGAUGUCCCAGUCCAUUGGAAUCAACCCGCUGUACGUCAUGGUGCCGUGUACGCUGAGUGCCUCGUUCGCCUUCAUGCUGCCCGUGGCCACUCCCCCGAACGCCAUCGUCUUCUCUUAUGGAUACCUCAAGGUUGCUGACAUGGCCAGAACAGGUAUAGUUAUGAACGUCAUUGGCAUCCUCUGCAUCUCACUGGCCAUCAACACAUGGGGCAAGGCCAUGUUUGACCUGGAGACCUUCCCCGCCUGGGCCAACGUCACCGGGAUGUGAGCCUGGUCCCACUAGAGGAGAUGAUCCACGUACACCCCCCCCCCCCCCUUCACUAUCCACAAAGGGCCACACAAUCUGGUCAGAGCAGCAGCGUAAGGACCACAUGUUGGACAGCGUGCAUCCGAGUGCCGUUAGGACACAAGCCCCACAUGGCUUGUCUUGUUUGACACCUGAGUAAUGCUUGAGAAGAGAGAGAGUGGUGAUGGAUAUGACUGGGAGUGGAAGAAGAGUUGGUGAAGAAUUAAAUCCAAACAUUUUUUGUCUUUAAGGAAAGACCCUUUAAUGCUUGUAAAACAAGUUUGACAGGAUUUAUACACCGUCAGAAUUUAUAUUUAUAUUUUUUCUAAAGAUACCAUUCAAACUGACUGUUUUUUAAUCCAAAGGGCAAUUAUAGGAAGAGCUCAGGUGAUGAAAGAUGUUUUACACGAUCAAAUGUCGUCACGUUUUAGUAGCAAUAAGCCAUUCUGUCUGAUACUUAGCCCAUUUACCCAAGUCCAGCACUUUAGUUCAGUUUUACUUGACUUAAGGAUUUACUUUUUAUACCACUACUACUUCUACCUUUACUUAUUUUUAGUAUGACAGUUAUUUACACAUAUUUAUUUAUCUGACAGCUGUAGUUACUAAGUUGCUUUUUGUGUUUUAUAAGAUUUUACACUGAAAACAUCAGAUUAACAACUAAAUAAGUCACAUUCUGCGAUCACGUUAAUACAUUAGUAAUAAUAAGAUAACAGGGUAGUCUGUGUGCUGUACCUUUGAUACUUUUUUGUGUCAAUAUUUUUUAACUGAAUGCAAAACUUGCAAAAACACUUGCAAUGGUUUAAAAAAGAUUUUUAUAAUGAUACUACUUUUACUUAAAUGCUUCUUCCAACACCACCGCUUCUCUGUACUUUAUUUUAUAUUUGUUAGCCAUCUUGGUAUUUAUAGAGAAUGGGCUGAUAUUUUCAUCACAACAAAAACCUGACAACAAGUAAACGCACACAGCCUGUGUUUACCUGUUUGUCCGAGGGGAUGUGACACUUCCAGCAUCAGUUGAACUUUGAAACGUAUCAUCGCUGCAGAUGUGAUCGCUCUGUAUCUGCCUUGUGACUCAUUGUACUGUAGCUACAUUUUUUACAUUUCAGUCAAUAUGUCAAUAAGUGCUGACACUGAAAUUUCCCACUGCACCGAUGAAUUCUGUCUGAAUUACAAUAAAGUGGUUUUUAAUAAUCACUGUAUAUAGAUUUUAAAUUCAGAAACUUUUGCACAUGUGAGAUGACGAAGGAACCAUAUUGAAAUGUACAGUGGAAAUCAUCAGUAAAUAAUAAACUGCUUGGGACAGACUAUAGAGAAUAAGAGACGUGUGUUAUAAUGAGUAUUAAUGUUUCUUUCUUGUUAUUUUCUCUUUAUAAACACAGAUUUGAUAACACUGUAAGAACAAAGCACAGACAAACUCUUUGAUAGUACAAUACAAGCAAUAAUGUAUGAUAUAGCUAGAGUUGUGCAUGCAGUAUUAUUAAAUAAUAAAAUAUUAAGUUUUGAAAGAAA
This is a messenger RNA of Platichthys flesus (European flounder), 3346 nucleotides long. It is a transcript of the gene slc13a5b, whose product is annotated as solute carrier family 13 member 5b. The record is from RefSeq and is a predicted model, not a curated record. The transcript has 12 exons. Gene Ontology annotation, molecular function: succinate transmembrane transporter activity; sodium:dicarboxylate symporter activity; citrate transmembrane transporter activity. Lineage: Eukaryota; Metazoa; Chordata; Actinopteri; Pleuronectiformes; Pleuronectidae. Gene Ontology annotation, biological process: citrate transport; monoatomic anion transmembrane transport. The coding region runs from base 68 to 1822 and encodes 584 amino acids. Gene Ontology annotation, cellular component: membrane.